AUGUACGCCCUCGCUAACUCCAGGGCAGAUGCAUUGGCCCAGAGAUCGCCUGGGAGCAGCUUGAGCAGCUAUCAUUACUCAAUGCAAGAGAGGAACGUGCAGUUCUCCCGAGUACCUGUGCCAGAAGGCAAUACAGGGGUCAUCAUCUGUCAUCAAUACAUCGGACUCCCUCCUCACAUGGGAGAGGAGGUUGUCCGGUACGAUGACUACAUCCGCAAUCAAGAGUGGACACGGCUGACCUAG
This is a messenger RNA of Symbiodinium pilosum, 243 nucleotides long. The record is from the annotation of a GenBank genome assembly. NCBI's taxonomy places the organism in Eukaryota, Dinophyceae, Suessiales, Symbiodiniaceae.